CCUUCCUCGCGCUUUCCAUUCGCCUCCCAAACCCACAUUCCUAUACUUUCUUCCAAAACCCUUCUCUCUCUCUCAUUUCAGUACUUUUGUGAUUGUGGGAAAAUGGAAGCGCUUCGACUCCUCUGCAUUGCUCUUCUCCUCUGUUCUCUGACUGCUGUUCAUGCUAGAAUCCCCGGCGUUUACUCCGGCGGCGCCUGGCAGAGCGCCCACGCUACCUUUUACGGCGGCGCCGACGCUUCUGGCACAAUGGGCGGCGCGUGUGGUUACGGGAAUUUGUAUAGCCAGGGCUACGGAGUUAACAAUGCAGCACUGAGCACUGCGCUGUUCAACAAUGGGCUGAGCUGCGGAGCCUGCUUUGAGAUCAAGUGCACCAACGACAGAUCGUGCAGCCCGGGGAACCCUUCCAUCUUCAUCACCGCUACAAACUUCUGCCCGCCGAAUUUCGCCCUUCCCAACGACAAUGGCGGGUGGUGCAACCCCCCUCGCCCUCACUUCGACCUCGCAAUGCCCAUGUUCCUCAAGAUCGCCGCCUACCGUGCCGGGAUCGUCCCGGUUAAUUUCCGCCGGAUUCCAUGCAGAAAGCAAGGCGGGAUUAGGUUCACCGUUAACGGCUUCCGUUACUUUAACUUGGUGUUGGUGACCAACGUGGCGGGUGCGGGUGAUAUCCAGAAGGUCUUGGUUAAGGGAUCCAGAACCCCAUGGAUUACUCUGUCGCGGAACUGGGGGCAAAAUUGGCAAACCAGCUCCUUCCUUGUGGGCCAGUCCCUCUCCUUCAGGGUCCGAGCCAGCGACCAUCGCCAAGUCACCUCAUGGAACGUGGCGCCCGCCAAUUGGCAGUUCGGCCAAACCUUCCAGGGCAAGAAUUUCCGAGCCUAGUCACCACCCCCCCAAAAAAACCAAAAAUACUAAACUGACCCCUGAAGAAUUCCUCAUCUCAAAACUCCACACAAUAUUUUUGUUUGCCAUCAUGCAUUUAUAUAAGUUUACUCUCUGCCCCGGGAAAAAUUUGAAGUCUGGGAAAUUAGAUAAUAGGAUAGGAAAAGUAAUAUGCUUAUUACUUUUUUUUUUUUUUGGUUUUCAGUGUUUGCUUACUUUAAUUAAUUAGCCCAUGGGAUUGGGUUUGCUCUGUUUUAUGGUGUCUGUAAGUGGUCGCCGGCGAAAUGUUAAGAAAAGCCGGCGACGGCGAAAAAGUGUCGUAGUCGUGGAGGCUGAGGCGGCUGCAGGGAUAGCAAAAUAGUAAUGCAAUGUAGCCCGCAGCUCUCUUUACUGUUUACAGCAAUUAUUAUAUGUAAUGAAAUUAUUACAUACAUAUAUUAUACCACUCCGCUUUUGGUUGUUUUA
Molecule: messenger RNA, 1341 nt
Organism: Ipomoea triloba (trilobed morning glory)
Lineage: Eukaryota; Viridiplantae; Streptophyta; Magnoliopsida; Solanales; Convolvulaceae
Product: expansin-A3
Exons: 3
Coding region: 103-876 (257 amino acids)
Biological process (GO): plant-type cell wall organization
Cellular component (GO): extracellular region
Source: RefSeq, a predicted model, not a curated record